AGCAUGAGAUUAGUGGUCCAUAUUAAAGGUUGCAGUAUUAACCUUUUAUUGACUCAGAGAAAUUUCCAACAGUUGGUUUAUAAGAACACGUUUCCAUACUCACCAUCCUUCCAUCAGUACAAGUUUCAUUCUAAACUUCGAAAAAGGUGAUACAGAGAAGUUUUCGGGAUUUGAUCAAUGGCUUCCCGUGGAGUACUAAUCUCUGCUAUCAGAAGGGCAAUCUUGUUGCUGGCUCUUGUUGUGUUUCUCGGGUAUAUUAUGAUGUGGAUCAUCAUACCAACAAGAACUUAUGUAAGCAAAUGGUGGCCUCACAUUUAUGCUCAUACAAAUUUCACUUUCUUUGGAUAUCAAGGUACAUAUAUGCUAGAAUUCACAUUCCCCAUCUUGUUCAUCUCUGUGAUCGGAUGCUUAUAUCUACAUUUGGGGAAGAAGAAGGCUGCAGGAAGCAGUAUAAUGGAUAACAAGAUGAGGUUCAUGAGGAGGCCCAUGAUUGUCAAGGGGCUUGGGAUCGUCAACCUCACAGAGCUUUCCUUGUUCAUCAUGUUCAUUGCUCUCUGUGUCUGGUAUUUUUCGGUGUACCUCCGCAAUUGGGAUAAAAAAGUUCCCACACUCUCCAAGACCCAAGGUGAAAAAGAGUGGCAAACAUGGCUGGAUGGAGUGGGACUAUUCACGGGGUUGACGGGGAAUUUGUGCUUAACAUUUCUAUUCUAUCCAGUGACAAGAGGCUCAUCCCUUCUGCCCCUGAUAGGGCUGACAUCGGAAGCCAGCACCAAAUACCACAUCUGGAUUGGAAACAUGGCCAUGGCACUCUUCACUGCACACGGACUUAUUUACUUUCUCUAUUGGGCCCUCACCAACAAAUUAUCUGAGAUUCUGAAAUGGGAUCAACAUUCCGUAGCAAAUAUACCAGGAGAGAUAUCUUUGCUAUGUGGAUUGGCAUUAUGGAUCACAACUUACCCUACCAUCAGAAGAAAGAUGUUUGAGCUCUUCUUUUACACUCACUAUCUCUACAUUCUCUUCAUCAUUUUCUUCGUCCUGCACACAAGCAUUGGCCUCGCCAGUAUUAUGCUCCCCGGUAUCUAUCUUUUCAUCAUCGACAGAUAUCUAAGGUUUCUACAAUCCAGGCAGAGAGUUCGACUACUCUCUGCACGCGUCCUACCAUGCGACACUCUUGAACUGAACUUCUCUAAGAGUCGAGGGCUAAAAUACAGUCCUACAAGUAUUAUGUUUAUAAACGUUCCCACGAUUUCCAAGCUGCAAUGGCAUCCUUUCACCGUUACCUCUAGCAGUAACUUAGAACCAGAGAGGCUGAGUGUUCUGAUCAAAUCUGCUGGCAGUUGGACUAAGAACCUCUAUGAUGCCAUUUCAUCACCUUCGUCAGUCGAUCACCUUCAAGUUUCUGUUGAAGGACCCUAUGGUCCAGCAUCAACUAAUUUCCUUAGGCACGACGUAUUGGUGAUGAUCAGUGGAGGGAGUGGCAUAGCUCCCUUCAUUUCAAUAAUCAGAGAGCUUAUGUUCAUCAACUCUACACUGAAGUGCAAAACUCCAAAGAUGAUGCUUGUUAGCGUCUUCAAGAACUCUUGUCAUCUCUCCAUGUUAGACCUUAUCCUCCCCAUUUCAGGCGCUCCUUCAAAAUUGGAGCUCCAAAUAGAGGCCUACAUCACAAGGGAAAAGGGGUAUCCGAUGGACAUGGGGAAGACGCAGACCGUGCUCUUCAAACCAAACCCAUCCAAUGCACCCAUAUCUCCCACAUUAGGCCCCAACAGUUGGCUAUGGCUUGCUGCCAUAAUCUCAUCCUCAUUCCUCAUCUUCCUCGUCCUCGCAGGAGUUUACACUCAAUACGUUGUGUAUCCAAUUGAUAAAAACACCAGUAAGGUCUAUUCCAACAGCAAGAAAGGCGCAAUGAACAUGAUGAUCAUAUACUUCUCCAUAGUGAUAGCAGCCAGUGGAGCAUUCUUGUGGAACAAGAAACAGAAUGCCAAGGAAGCAAAACAGAUUCUGAACAUGGAGAAUAGAUCAUCAUCCAACUCAUUGUUUGGUGGAGAGGACAUAGAAAUGGAGACCCUCCCAGUACUGCAAUCAACCAUCAAAUCCAUGAAUGUGCAUUAUGGUCAGAGGCCUGACCUAGAGAGAAUAUUGCUGGGGACGAAAGAAGCAAGCGUUGGAGCACUUGUGAGCGGGCCAAAGGAGAUGAGAGAGAGUGUUGCAGCGAUAUGCUCCUCUAGCCUGGCACGAAAUCUCCAUUUUGAGGCCAUCAGCUUCACUUGGUGACUCUCUGAUUUUGUUGCGAUUGAUUACUGCAGUAAUGCAAUGCAAUAGGUCGAUCAAUAUAUCUACACACACAUGACACAUCCAUAUAUAUAUAUAUCUAUAAUCCAUCGGCUGCUUGCUUAGGCCUUGGAUUGGCUUUUCGUUAUAAUGGGCUCGAAGUUGACCCAGUCUAUAUGUAUUCUGUGGGCUUCGAUCCAUCAAAACAGAACGGCUCGGACCAGAUGGGCCCAAAAAUAGAAAGAAAUAAAUUAGUUUUAUAUUUUAUACACAA
Messenger RNA from Andrographis paniculata, 2542 nucleotides. Its product is annotated as ferric reduction oxidase 2-like. Gene Ontology annotation, cellular component: plasma membrane. Gene Ontology annotation, molecular function: oxidoreductase activity. The coding region runs from base 178 to 2271 and encodes 697 amino acids. The transcript has 8 exons. NCBI's taxonomy places the organism in Eukaryota, Viridiplantae, Streptophyta, Magnoliopsida, Lamiales, Acanthaceae. The record is from RefSeq and is a predicted model, not a curated record.